This is a messenger RNA of Vicia faba (fava bean), 624 nucleotides long. The record is from the annotation of a GenBank genome assembly. Lineage: Eukaryota; Viridiplantae; Streptophyta; Magnoliopsida; Fabales; Fabaceae.
AUGGUUACGGGUAAGAAGGGUGGAUAUGAAAAUGUGAAUCAAAGGGUCGUGUUGAAGGAUAAUGUUAGGGAUAAAUGGAGUUGGCUGAAGGAUGGAUAUCAUGUUAAAGAGGCGUAUUCUAUGAUCAUGAAAGGAGUAAGCAAUGAGGGUGAGGAGGAUAGGAAGUUGACUGUAGCGUGGAACAAUUUAGUCCCACUUAAAGUCUUGGUUCUGGUUUGGAGAAUAUGGCGGAACAAAAUUCCGACGAGAGAUAAUCUAGUGAAAAGAGACAUCUUAGUAGCAUCUCAAAAUUCAUGCCCUCACAGCUGCGACGUAGAGGAAAGUGUGUCGCACACUUUCUUCGAAUGUUCGAUAGCUCAGGCUGCAUGGAGCGAGAUCAUAUGGAAUAAGAGAAAUGAGAAGAUCUUUCGGAAAGAGGACAACAACAACAGAAGCAUUAUGGAAGAUAUUCAAGAUAUUUCGUGGCAAUGGCUUAAGAUCAACAUUGACGAGUUCAAUUAUGGAAUUCAUCAAUGGAUGACGAAUCCUAAAGAAUGUCUUGGUAGAAGAAAUUUUCAGCACGCAUUUUGUGGUUCGUGCUGCUGUCUCGACUGGUGGUCAGCAAUGGGAGGGGUGUUCCGAUAA